This is a messenger RNA of Mercenaria mercenaria, 7429 nucleotides long. RefSeq lists its product as uncharacterized. The transcript has 4 exons. NCBI's taxonomy places the organism in Eukaryota, Metazoa, Mollusca, Bivalvia, Venerida, Veneridae. Gene Ontology annotation, cellular component: nucleus. Bases 95 to 3343 code for a protein of 1082 amino acids. Gene Ontology annotation, biological process: regulation of gene expression. The record is from RefSeq and is a predicted model, not a curated record.
GCUGAGUGACGUCAUAGCCGUAUGAUGUCAGUCGAGAGGGUACGGAAGUUGCACAUUGAGUGAAGGCGAGCUAAAAACAAUAAGCACUGUCAAUAUGGCAAGUCAUCCAAAGUCUAUGGGGGUAAUUGAAGGCUACCAAGUUUUCACUAAUGACGUUCAGCCAGAUGUAAAGCAAGAACCAGUUGAUCCAGAGUUUGAUAAGGUUGGACAGUCAGAGAAUGAUGCAAAUGAAGGAAAUAAGAAAAGCAUCCGAGAUCUUCUCAAACAGUUAGUAGAGAACAGGAGCAAAGAACUAACUGUAAAGACUGUUGUUGAAAAUUUACUCCAACAGAAUGAAGUCUUGCUUGCUCAGAGUGAUGCCCAGGCACUCAAACCUAACCCUCGUACUGUAAAACCUAAAAACACUGAGCAAAAUUUUGAAAGCCAUGGCAGCAUUUUAACUCCCAAGGAUCCAACUGUAUCAUGUUCGAAAGAAGAUAUGCCAAACAUCAACAAUGCUUUGGUUGAAGUGAAUGUAAACGAAGCAAACACAACUAAUUGUGACCCUGACCUUGUAUGUGCUGUUGGGUCAAAGAUCAUCCUCAUGACCCCUCAAGGUCAGCCGCUGCAGAUGGAUAUAACCUACUAUUGGUGUAACUUCUGUAGUUACAAAUCGGAAAAGAAAGCAACACUGUUACAGCACGUGAUGGAGCAUAGAUUUCACUGCAAGUACUGUAAGUUUCAGUCUUUUUCAAGAGCCGCUGUUAUACACCACUGCACAGAGGAGCACGAGAGUUUUGCUGAAACUGCUACCACACUGAAAUAUUGCACAUACCUUCCAGACUUGUUACAAAAAAAUGAGCUGAAGAAGAGAAAACAAGAUGGUGGGGAUGUUGAUGCUCCUGGAGCAAAGAGAGCACGAGUGGAACACACCGAGUUACUAAAUAUGGAAGUUGAAGAAGUGGAUGCUUCUGACACUUCUAAACCAGUUGAACAGACAAAGAUUAUUAAACCUUCGCUCACUGUAUCUGGAAACUCUGCCGAUAGCACUCCUGUGGUAGCAACCACUGAAAAUAAUGGCCUGCCAGUGAUUUCAAGUGUAAUGAGCGGUCACCAAGCAGUGUCUGAAGCUUUAACAAGUACAAAACCACCACCUGAAAAACAGCCAACACCUAAACGUUUAAGCAGUGUCACACCUGCCACCGCAACUGCUCCUGCUCCUGCUCCUGCCUCCAUUCCUGUCUCUACCCCUGCCUCCAACGCUGCCUCUGGUGUGACAGUGUCAUCUGGUCUCUGUUGGAAUUGCGGCUACUGUGGCUUUGUUACUCUCAGUCAGGCAUUCCUCAAGAUACACUUAAACGCACAACAUCAGGCAAAAGCGCACAAAUACGUUGCUAUGCUGGUUUCUUCGGAAGAAGAGAUGGCUCGAAUAAAAGCGUCUGAUGCUCAGUUGGUAACAAACCCAUCUGGAGGUGGCGUAAUAGUUCCAGUGACACCUGUUAAACCUUCUGAUCUUCCGUCUGCCCCUGGUCGUUCAUCACUUCCUACAACUCUUCCAGCUCCAACACCAAAACCUGGCAUUGAAAUAGAUAAUGCUGAAAGUGACACGCCCAAAGUAACCCAUGAGGAAACAGAAGAAGAAAAGAAGAUUCCAGUAUCGUACAAAUGUGCUCACUGUAAUUUCAGUUAUCCACAGGAGGACAAAGUGAGGAUCCAUCUAUUCCAGAGGCACAGUGGAUGUGUGAUCUAUGCACUUGACAUGAAAGCUGUCAAGCUACGGCAGAAGAGAUAUAUUUUUUUCUGUCUUAAAACAAAAUGUUCUUUCAAGACAAAAGAAACUGAUGAAUAUUUGGAACAUAUCAGUAAAUGUACUCCUUGGCUCGAUGGUACUGAACGAAAAGAUGUUGAUGCAGGGAUGGUGAAAUCUCUAGAGCUGACAAAGACUUUUAUUGAAAAGACUGCGAAUGGAAUGAGUUUUGGAAAAGACACGAGACCAGAGAAAACAGCUGAGUAUGCCUGUAUCUAUUGCUCUUACAUUUCUAAUAACAAUACAAGAUUGAAGAAGCAUGUGAUGACAAAUCAUGCAGAUAAAAGCUGUAUCAUCAAAGAUGUACCAGCAAGUAGAGCAAACAGAAAGAGCUCUGUUUACUUUUGUAAUUAUUGUCUAUGGGAAACAAGAGAAGGUAGUGAACUUGAGCUGCAUUUAGCAGAAAGACACAAUACCGCUACAAAAACAAAACCAGCAAUGGAAACAGAGGCUAGUGCUUCAUCAAAGCCUUCAUCAAAACCAGAGGAAAAUAAACCUACUCCAGCUAGUGAGAAAAAACCAGAACCAGAAAAGAAGACAUCCCCAGUUCUCAGAAAAAGACGGCAAGUUCAAGAAAAAUCAGAGGAAAGAGAAACUCCUUCACCUGAGGCAAAUGAAUACAAGUCUGAUAAUGAUGAGAACGCUAAUGACGAAGAGGAAUUAGAUGAAAAUGAGUAUGAAGGAAUUAUACCAUCUGCUAAAUAUCAAAAGGCAAUGGCAGCAUAUAUUGCAAGUGAAAAUCCUGAUACAAAGAAAGCAAGGGGCCGUCCAUCUAGAAAUGCUGCGCUCAAAUGUCGGAUCAAAGUCAAAUCUAUCAAAGCUCCACCAUUAUACAAAUGUCUGCAUUGUGAAGAGGUUCAUUUCGGUACAAAGUUAAUGAGAAAUCAUCUGCGAUUGGAGCAUAAAAACCAACCACUGCGAGCGAUUGAUGUUUUAAAACAAGAGAAGAAAUAUCCUAAUUUCUACAUCUGCUUUUGUCCUUCAGAUAACUGCGCAUUUUGUGAACCUGUAGCUACAGAUGUCUUGAACCAUGCUAAGAAUAAGCACGGAAUCAGUGCAACAAAUAAUGAUCUUGUAAGAAUAAUGAAUGUAUAUUCUGGACCAAGCACAAGUGCAAGAGGGCGACCAGCCACAGCUGCCACUGGGGAAAGUUACGAAUGUCUGUACUGUAGCCAAUCAAAGCUUUAUCAUUCCAGGAGAGAUAUGAAGAAGCAUUUGAUCGAUGAACACAAUGGAGAAGAAUUUAUAUUCAGGGAUUGUAUCGCUAGAAAACUUCGCCAGCCUUCCAGAUUCUACAUGUGUCACAACAUUACCUGUGACUUCACUUCAGAAAAACAAAAGGACUACCUCUUGCAUAUGUUAGGGCACCAGAAAGCGAAGAUUUAUGAGUGUUCUAAAUGUCAGUGGUUUACAUCCGUGGAGGGGGAGAUAGAUAAUCACUUGGCGAGUGUUCAUAACGGGGAAGGAAUUACAACAUUGGAAAUUGAUCUAGAUCUAGAUAGUUUAGGAAACACUUUAAAAUUAGUUGGUGGAACUGUUAUAAAGACGGAGAAAUAAAUACAUGAUUAUAUACAAAAUACAGGAGACAGAAAAAAAUCUAUGGUACUUUAAUAUAAAUGUACAAAAAAAACUACUUGAAAUCAAAUAACAUGAAUAUCUAAACAAUUUUUACCUUCAGCUGUUAAAUAUUGUAAUGUAGCUUGGUUUUAUGAGAGAUAAAACAUUUGUACACGGAGAAUCAAACUAUUAAGUGUAAAUAACACCUGGUACAGCUGAAUAUCAUUGUAAGUAGUUUUAUUAGAUAUCUUAAGUUUCAGUGGUAGUUUUACCAAAAGGGAAUGCAUUGACUAUUUGAUACAAUAUAGCGACUUUUGUUUCUAUGAAGCCAUUGUAAUUGUUCAUGAGUUUACUUGUGUUACCUCUUUACUCACAUGCAAGAAAUGUAAUAUUAUUGAAGUGAAAUAGUACGUGACACUUGUACAGUAUGUAAAUAGGUGACAUUUAUAGUGUGCAUUUAAAUCGUUGUUGUCCUGUUGAUGGAUUUUUACCAUAGAAACUAUUUUGAAGAUUCAGUUGUACCCUUAGCAAAUAGUGUACAAGUAUCUAUAUAUCAUUUUUACUUGGAAAAUUCUUUGGUUGUACAUGGAAUAGUUUGUAAUACUUGUGGGUGGAUAACAGUGACCAAUGUUGUUCAGUGCUGGGUGCAAACUCUUUUUAAAUACUAUUAAAUGAAAUUAUUGAUUUAGUAUUGUUGAUACCAGCACAUUUUCGGGAUAGUUUUGAAUUUUAAUGAAUUUAUUUCUGAAAUGAAGGAAUUUCUGUUAUGUUGGUAAAAAUGGACAGAAAUAAGUUCAUAAAAUGUUCGUAAAAUAAAUAUUCUCAAUUUCUAGAGAUACUCCACAAUGAGAUAUUUCCUUUCUUUGCACCAAAUAUUUAUGUUAGUAUAAUGGUGUUUUAAAUUGUGAAAUACAGUAUGUGUCAUAUAAUAAAAAGAUACAUGGUAACAGUUCUUGUAUACUUUCUAUGAUAGUAUAAAACAAAUAACUACUGGAAAAUCCUAUACUUGUUUUGACAUUUUUUUGUGGUUUUAGACAAAAUAGUUUUUUUUUUUUUUGUGGAGAUACACUAUUUCAAAGUUUGAAAAAAUGAAUAGUUUUUCAAUAGAGUUUGAUGAAAUCCAGAUAAAUCAUUCUGCCAUGAACAUGCUGGUUACAAAUGCACUAUGUUGGUUUUCUCAUGGUGCAGCUCAAUUAUGUGCAUCCUUUGAAAACAGUGCAACUAACUCAACUUGUCUUACCUUUUCUUUGUAACAGUAAUAUUGCUGAUGGUUUAACUUCACUGAGCAAUCACCUGUGAAUGAUGAAUAUCUUUGAACAGUAUAAGCAGUUACAAAUCAUGAAGUCUUUAUACCUCUCUCAAAUCCCAAUUUAAAGUUGCUGAGAAACUACCCAAAUGUACGAUACAGGAGGUUUUUAUUAAAACUUUUACAGGGUUGAACCCGCCCACUUAGCUCAGUAGGUAAGAGUGUUGGUCUACGGAUCGCUGGGUCGUAAGUUCGAUCCUCGGGCGGGGCGUAUGUUUUCCGUGACUAUUUGAUAAACGACACUUUGUCUGAAAUCACUAGUCCUCCACCUCUGAUUCAUGUGGGGAAGUUGGCAGUUACUUGCAGAGAACAGGUUUGUACUGGUACAGAAUCCAGGAACACUGGUUAGGUUAACUGCCCGCCGUUACAUGACUGAAAUACUGUUGAAGAACGGCGUUAAACCCAAAACAAAAAAAAAUUUACAGGGUUGAUCUGGAAGUAUUGUUUAUAGAGACAUAAAAGUUAAGAAUAAUCAAGAAACAUGGAAACUGUGAGCGCUGCAUGUCAUCGAGGUUGGAGUCCACAUUGUUUCACAAGGCAGGAACAUGCACAUGCACUGACACUGUAGUAAAUUUAAACUGACCAUGUAAAUACAUGUACAUUAUUUUAUGUUUUUCGGUGGUUUAUCGAAAUAUAACGGUGAAUUAUAUCCUGAUAAACUCACUGGCCACUCAGUGAAAAUUAUCAAAUCUGAUACCCGGAUUAACGUCAAAAAGUUUACCGAGCGUACUGAAAGCCGGAAACAAUAUGACGAUGACGUCGUUAAAAUGACGUCAUCUUUGCGAUGCUUCCUGAUAAAAUUUCCCGCAAAUUUCGACAUUUUAUUGAAAUAAACACAACAAAAGUAGAGUUUUAGACAUAAAAUAAACAGAAAAAUUGUUGGUGUCGAUGUAAUAUCACGGUAAUUUCACUCGUGAACACCAAAAGUUGUUAUUUUCACUCGUGGCUGCGCCACUCGUGAAAAUAUCACUUUUGGUGCCCACUCGGUGAAAUUAUAACGUGAUAUUACACCGAAACCAACAAUUAUCCUCUAUAUCUUUUAAUUGCUGACUGUAAAGACUUUAUAUCACCUUAUUAAUAUACAUUAUAUAUAAUUGCCUUACUGAGUGCUAACAGUUGAUUUAAUUUUGUCUGUUUAUGAAACUGUGAUUAUUCUGAAGUGCAGAACUACAUGAUGUCUAAUCAUUUACUUUGAAUUUCUGUCUAUUUAAAAUCAAACUUAACAGGAAAUAAUCCUCUUGAAAUCAGAAACAUUGAUACAUCUCCAUUUUGAAAAAAUAGACAUAUUAUGGAAUGGCAUUUGCCUGUCAACAUUUCUUGCCAGGUGUAGAAGCAUCUAUACAUGGUACUCUUAUCAGAAUGUUAGUAAUUUUGGUUUGCAGAAUGGGAGAUCAAACUCUCAGUCCCUGGUUUCAUAGUCAGUGUUACCUUUCAGACUUAAGACAAUGACAAAGUAUUACUAGAGAAAGAUCCCUAAUGAUCUUGGGCCUGUGGCUUCAAGGUCAAGGUCACAGACUAAACUUAUUAUUGUUCUAUUUUUAGUUGUUUUUUUCUUCCAAGCUCUUAGGCAGAAAGUAUGCUCGUUCGGUUGCAAAAGGGCAUUGUAAUGCCCUGUUAGGUGGAGCUGUUUUUUUUUAAUUAUAAUACAGAUGAAUAAUGAUGUGGUGUUAUUUGCAUAGAAGGUAUUUUGUUAAUAUAUAACAAUUCUGUUACAGACAGGCUGGAAUUUUUACAGUGCACCAUUGUUCGUUAGUUUCUAUUCCAUGUUUAUUUAUCUUCAUUGAUAAAGAAGAUGAACUUUUGAGAAUGUUUUUGGCAUGUUUAAUCUACAGUAUUUUAAUUUUGUGCUCUACUUUUCUAGAUACUGUACAAGUGGUUAUUUUUUGUAUUGAAACGUUUUGCAUAGUGCUGAUAAAAGACUUUUCAGUGCAAAAGAUAGAUAUAUGAUAAAUAAGUUUGCUGUCUAGGACAGUUAUUUUUUUUAUAAUGCUCAAAGUGCAAGUAAGUGAUUAUUCUGUCAAAUGUUGAAUUUCAAGAUAAUACUUAUCAGUCCACAAAAUCACAGUCCUUUCUAUGUUGCAAAAUAAUACUCUCUAAUUAGUAGUCAUUAUUCAUCAUUGAGUUUCUUUUAUAUAAGUGAUGUAUUAGAUAUUGUGAAAUCUUUUUAUUUUAUGGGCAUGAAACUGCUAUUUCUUGGGGAUAUGAAUUUUUGGAUUCCUACUUUUGAAGAUGAAUUAUCAUUUAUUUUGACUUGUUGAGAUUUAAUUUCGUGGAUUGACAUUACCGGGAAAUCUAUGAAAAUAUCCCCCAUAGAUAUUUUUUAUUACCAAGUAAAGUAUAAAUAUCAUUAUUUGGGUCAUUCAAUGACAAGACCAGUAUUAGUGACAUAUAAUUAUAACUUAUGCGAAAUACUGGAAUAUCAUUGUUUUUGAUGUUGUGAGAAACCUGACUUGUAACUAGAAUGACCUUGAUAAUACGAAAAUAUGCUAUUGUUAUUUUAAUGUAAUAUUUUCAGUCUUCAAAAAUUUAAACAUAUGAUGGCUAGUGGCAUACUCUACAGCAUGCACAGCACCAUUGAAAUACUUUCAUGACAUUCUUCUCAUCACAUCUGUAAACACAAUAAUAACUCUUUAAUUAGUAAAAAUAACGUAAGAUUUAAAAUUCUAAAUUUUGAUUUUUCUUGUGCCAUUAAUAUAGGUUUUGUAAUGGAAUGGCCCAUACGUUUUUGAUUAUUGUACAAAUGUAUGGCAGAUUAUGUAAAUAAAUGGAGAUAUAAUGUU